Messenger RNA from Dunckerocampus dactyliophorus (ringed pipefish), 977 nucleotides. RefSeq names its product dnaJ homolog subfamily C member 5-like. The transcript has 5 exons. The coding region runs from base 345 to 938 and encodes 197 amino acids. NCBI's taxonomy places the organism in Eukaryota, Metazoa, Chordata, Actinopteri, Syngnathiformes, Syngnathidae. The record is from RefSeq and is a predicted model, not a curated record.
CCGAGGAAUAAUCCAAUUCUAAACGCUAGUGUUUGUCUUUCUUUGCUGCAAUGGCGGCAUGCCAGGCAGGCACCCAUCUUGUUAGUACAACAGCGCCUCCUGGUGCUCCGGAGGAGUGAACGUAGCCACAGGAGCCUCCACACUGCUCACCUGGUCGUCUAGGUGAGCCCCUCCUCCCCUGACAUCGUGUCCAUGGGAAUGGGAAACAUGACCCCUCCUCUUGGUCACCUGAGCUGAGCAGCUGAAUGUUUAAUGGACUCACACAGCACCAGAACCUGGACCGGGACACACGCUCCACCAGCAGAACCUAGACAAAGCUGUAGCACACAGGUGAUGGUUGCAGGAUGUCAGAAGGAAGGCAGCGAGCAAUGUCAGCCUCAGGGGAGUCCCUGUACCUGCUCUUGGGUCUGGAGCCGGGGUGCAGCCAUGAUGACAUCAAGAAAUCGUACAGGAAGCUGGCAUUGCGUUACCAUCCGGACAAGAACCCAGACCACCCAGAGGCGGCAGAGAAAUUUAAGGAGGUGAACAGUGCACAUGCCGUCCUGUCUGACCCCACCAAGAGGAACAUCUAUGACUCUUACGGCUCUUUGGGGCUCUAUGUGGCCCAGCAAUUUGGAGAAGAUAACGUCAACACCUACUUCAUGCUGUCUACCUGGUGGGCCAAGGGGCUGUUUGCACUCUGUGGCGUCCUGACUGGGUUUUACUGCUGCUGCUGCCUCUGCUGCUGCUGUAACUGCUGCUGUGGACAACUUAAAGCCACACCUCCCGACGAAGGGGCGGAACCGCAAUAUGUGUCCCCUGACGACCUGGAAGAGGAGACCAGUGACCAACCCAGCAACGAUGUCGAGGCAACCGUCAUUCAUCAGCCAGUGAACGCCAGCGAGAAAACUCAGCUGAUCUCUGAUGGACGCCGCAGAUAUGGGGACACCUACACAUGAUGACGUCAGCACGCCUGUUACCGUGACGGCUGACUCACU